Tupaia belangeri chinensis (Chinese tree shrew) is the source of this 2667-nucleotide messenger RNA. It is a transcript of the gene FLYWCH1, whose product is annotated as FLYWCH-type zinc finger 1. NCBI's taxonomy places the organism in Eukaryota, Metazoa, Chordata, Mammalia, Scandentia, Tupaiidae. The record is from RefSeq and is a predicted model, not a curated record. Bases 267 to 2399 code for a protein of 710 amino acids. The transcript has 10 exons.
GAGGCCGAGAGACCCGCUGCGGCUCCGUCACCGGAGAGGGAGGGCCCCGCUGCCGUCGGUACAGCAGUGAUCUCCCUGCCUUGGUGUCCUCAAGCCUGGGCUGUAAAGCGGUCUCUUUCACGUGGGAGUGGAAGGUUCUAUGGAAGAGCCCGGCACCCACGAGGCCCGGCAAGUCGCAGGACGGAGCCCCCGGACGCCAGGCUCCUGGCCCAGAGGAGGAACCACCUGCCGGAGCGCAGCCUGCAGUCCGGGCUUUCAGUGUGGGAAUGCCCCUGCCUGAGCCCAGCGAGCAGGAGGGCGAGAGCGUGAAGGCCGGCCAGGAGCCGCACCCCGAGCAGGCCACAGACAUCGUCCCCGCAGCCCCCCGGAAGCCCAGGAAGUUCUCCAAGCUGGUCCUGCUGACCGCCUCCCCUCAGGAUGAGGGCGGGGUGGGCUCCAAGUGCAAAGGUGUACCCUGCGUCAUGUCCCUGGAGAUGUCCAGCCCCACUGCUCUUGCCAGCCCCCUCCAGAUCCUGGCAGCUGAAGAGCAGGAAGGAACAGUCCAGCGAGGCCCUGGGGCCCCAGAGCAGAAAUGCAGCGAGCUGGACACAGCGACCCCCAAGCCCCUGGAGUUCCUGAGGACGCCAUUCGGGGGCCGCCUCCUAGCACACGAGUCCUUCCUGUACAAGCAGGAGAAGGCGGUGGGGGACAAGGUGUACUGGAAGUGCCGUCAGCACGCCGAAAUGGGCUGCCGCGGCCGGGCCACCACCCGUGGCCCACGGGCCACAGUGAUGCGCAGCCACUGCCACCAGCCUGAUGAGGAGGGCCUGGCGGCCCGGCACCAGUGCGAAAAGCUGCCCAUCCCAUCCCUGCCAGACGACAUGGGGGCUCCCCGAGUUCCUGAGGGCCCAGGAGGCCGCCUGGGGGAGCCACUGGAGGGGAGCGGCCUAUGGCUGUGUCCCGGGGAACCGGAGCCCACCCCUGAGCUGGUGCUGAACACGCCAGCCCCCAGCCCUGGCCCAGAGGGGGACCAGGGCCCCCAGAGCCUGUCACUCCUGAGCCUGCCCCCUAAGAAACGGCCAGCGCUGGGGCUAGGACAGGCCCGGCCCCUGGAGUUCCUGAAGACCUGCUAUGGGGGCAACUUCCUGGUGCACGAAUCGUUCCUCUACAAGCGGGAGAAGGCGGUGGGGGACAAGGUGUACUGGACCUGCCGGGACCACGUGCUGCAUGGCUGCCGCAGCCGCGCCAUCACGCAAGGCCAGCGGGUGACAGUGAUGCGUGGCCACAGCCACCUGCCAGACGUGGAGGGCCUGGAGGCCCGGCGGCGGCAGGAGAAGGCCAUGGAGACGCUGCGGGGCACGCCGGGUGGUCGGGGCGCUGGGGCGGGCCAGCUGCAUGGAGUGGAGAGCCUGCUCUACCGCAGGGGGCUGGGCACCCUCACCCUCACCAGGCCCCGGCCCCCGAAGCGGGCGAAGGUCACAGACCAGCCUCCGGCCCUGCAGGGACCCACUGACCAGGACCAGGACCAGGACAUGGACCCCGGAGGUCCCGAGUUCCUGAGGACGCCCCUGGGGGGCAGCUUCCUGGUGUACGACUCCUUCCUGUACCGUCGGGAGAAGGCGGCCGGGGAGAAGGUGUACUGGACGUGCCGGGACCAGGCCCGCAUGGGCUGCCGCAGCCGCGCCAUCACCCAGGGCCGGCGGGUGAUGGUGGUGGGUGGCCACUGCCACCCGCCCGACCUGGGGGGCCUGGAGACCCUGCGGCAGCGGGAGAACCGCCCCAGCCCAGCCCAUCGGGGGAGCCCUGGAGGCCCCGAGUUCCUGAGGACGCCCCUGGGGGGCAGCUUCCUGGUGUACGACUCCUUCCUGUACCGUCGGGAGAAGGCGGCCGGGGAGAAGGUGUACUGGACGUGCCGGGACCAGGCCCGCAUGGGCUGCCGCAGCCGCGCCAUCACCCAGGGCCGGCGGGUGAUGGUGAUGCGCGGCCACUGCCACCCGCCCGACCUGGGGGCCCUGGAGACCCUGCGGCAGCGGGAACGGCUCCCCAGCCUGGCUCAGUGGGAGGGCCCAGGACCCCUCCAGCCCCUGGAGUUCCUGAGGACGUCCCUCGGGGGCAGGUUCCUGGUGCACGAGUGCUUCCUCUACAGGAAGGAGAAGGCGGCCGGGGAGAAGGUGUACUGGAUGUGCCGGGACCAGGCCCGUCUGGGCUGCCGCAGCCGCGCCAUCACCCAGGGCCAGAGGGUGAUGGUGAUGCGCGACCACUGCCACCCGCCCGAUCUGCGGGCCCUGGAGGCCCUGCGGCAGCGGGAGCGGCUCCCCAGCCCAGCGCAGCAGGAGGAGCCAGAAAAGAUAAAACUUCAGCCCAAGGUGCAACUGUGCUUCAAGACUUGUUCUCCAGAGAGCCCGCAGACGCACGGGUGAUUGCUCGCCACUUCAUGCCGUGUCCCACCCGUCCCCAAACUUAGUGGCUUAAACCAACAACUGUCCACUGUCUCCACAGCUUUGUGGGCCAGAACCGUAGGAGGGGUUGGGCUGGGGGUUCUGACUCAGGGUGACUGGCGGCUGACUCGCGGCUAGUCAUCCCCAGGCGACGCUGAGGCACAGGGGAAGCGGGAUCCACUCCUCAGCCGCUUGCUCGCUCACAGGGCGGGGGGUUCUGGGGGGCUGGAGGCCCUCUCCUCAGGGCUGC